This is a messenger RNA of Anguilla rostrata (American eel), 1411 nucleotides long. RefSeq lists its product as uncharacterized. The transcript is spliced from 8 exons. The record is from RefSeq and is a predicted model, not a curated record. Gene Ontology annotation, molecular function: serine-type endopeptidase inhibitor activity. Bases 1 to 657 code for a protein of 218 amino acids. Lineage: Eukaryota; Metazoa; Chordata; Actinopteri; Anguilliformes; Anguillidae.
AUGUUGAUUGGAUUGGAGCCCUUCGGGAGGAGAGGAAGAAGUAAACCAUGCCACAGAGGGCCCCCAGGCACCCCAGGACAAAGUGGAGGAAAUGGAGAGCUGGGACCAGAGGGAGCCAAGGGGGAGAAAGGUGACCCAGGACUGUCUGUGGAAGAGGUGAGAGAGCUGGUGACCAAGGAGCUUUCGGAGAAAUGUGGCAAGGACUUCCUGCUGACGGUGAACUCCGUGGACCCGGAUGCAGAGAGCAUUUUAAGAGGUGACAAGGAGGAUGAAGAGGAGGAAGAGUCUGCACUCUCUCAUAGCGAUUCUGAGGACACAGGCAGCGAGGAUAAGGAAAUAGUCACAGCUACCCAAUUAAUGACAACAUCGAACAAUUCCUUCAACAAUAUCACAAGCGGUGAGGGGAGAGGCGAGUGGGGACGGAAGUACAGGCGGCACCCCCCGGCCCUUUUCUCAGGCUUGACCUCUGACCCCUGUCUGGCGCCCAUGUUGGAGGGCUCAUGCACGGAGUACAUCCUGCAGUGGUACCACCACGGCCGGUCUGGGGAGUGCAGGCCCUUCCUGUACGGGGGCUGUGGGGGGAACCACAACCGAUUCGCCACCAAACAGGCGUGUCAGAGAAGGUGUGAGGGAGGGAAGAGAGAUUCUGAAAGGUGAAAGACAUCCUGCCAACAAAACAUUUCAGAUAACUUUUAUUUUUGUAAAUGAGUGUCUUAUAAUUGCUUUUUCGUUGUAUAUUGUUUUUUUAUAUACAGUAAACUUGUUAACACUGAAAUUUGAUAACAUUGCCAUUUUAGGUUGGUAUUACCUGAAAUGGAGAAAGUACACAGAACUGAUUAUAAAUGAAUGUCAUUAAUCACUAUAUUCACAGUACCUUUGUGAUGUGUUAACAGAAACACAAACACACAUAUAAAUGAGUACAGUGGUCUGUAAUAUACACACUGUGUUGGGGGAUACAGAUAAGAAAUGAUGAAGCAUACCACUGUGCCGAGAACAUACCAUUUAUGGAUAAUGGUAUAUCGGUGCCAUGAGUUUUUCUAAACCUUGUUUUAACCCUGCAUCCUGUCACGUGGCAUGUUAUGUUGGCAUUCCAAUAAUUUAAAUAGCCAAAGAAUUGAUUGGCAAUAAAAGAGUUGAGACUUAAAAUGCAGGGGAAAAAACAGCUUGUGACAAAUUCAUGGCCUCAUAUACGGGUGACAGGGCUGGUCUUGUGUUACAGAUCUCAUUCCCAAUUAAAAUGCGUACUUUGAACUUUGAGCCAAACCAACUUCUCCAUUCCAUUCAUUAAGAGCAGUUGAGAUCUGCUCUUAAUGAGCAACAGUUGUCUCUUUAUAACCUGUAAGAUUUUUCACCCACUUUCCACUAAUUAAACAAAAGAAAUGAAAUGCACUGAAAUAAAAUAUUAACUUUC